Molecule: messenger RNA, 1951 nt
Organism: Nothobranchius furzeri (turquoise killifish)
Lineage: Eukaryota; Metazoa; Chordata; Actinopteri; Cyprinodontiformes; Nothobranchiidae
Source: RefSeq, a predicted model, not a curated record
CGCUAACGUCUCCGCGUAGCAGCUCAAUCAGUGACGUGGAUUUUCGUUCAGUCAGUGCUGCCACUGCCAGAAACACGAUUCAAAGCUUGUGCACCAAAUUUCUUCUAACUGACGUAAUAUACCUGCCGUGUGUUUGUCUUAUAUGUCGAUGUUGUUUACCGGCUGUUAAACUAGGACGCAGUUUUCCACGGUUAUCGUUUACAGGUGAGAAAUCUUAUAAAAUCGUCGUAGUUUCAGGGUUUCCUGUUGUCUGGCGAUCAGAAGUAUCUCCACUGAUCUGUUUAACCUCAGUGUGUUGGCAAGAGACGCCUCGGACUGAAGGAUGAGUAAAAACAAAGUGUUAAACCUGAGGGAUAAAAUCAGUGGAAAUGAAGUGGACCUGAGCCUGAGUAACCUCAGUGAGGUACCAGUCAAAGAGCUCUCUUCAUUUCCCAAAGCCACUGCCGUGGACAUGUCCUGCAACAACAUCAUCUCCCUUCCUCCAGAGUUCUGCAGCCUGACUCACUUAGUGAAGCUGGACUUGAGUAAAAACCAGCUGACCCGUUUGCCAGAUGACCUGGGGAACCUAGUCAACCUUCAACAUCUGGACCUGUACAACAACAAGCUGACGGUUCUGCCUGUCAGCUUCUCUCAGCUCAGGAAUCUGAAGUGGCUCGAUCUGAAGGAUAACCCUCUGGAACCUGGCCUAGCUAAAGCUGCAGGAGACUGCCUGGAUGAGAAGCAGUGUAAACUGUGUGCCAUAAAGGUUCUGCAGCUCAUGAGAGCAAUUCAGGAGGAUGUUGAUCGCGCACGGGAGAAACGUCUUUUAAAGGAAAAAGAGCUGGAGAAGAAGAGGGAGGCCAAACAGAGGGAGCGGGAGGCCAAAGAGAGGGAGGCCCGUAAACAGGAAAAAGCAGAGGAGAAGGAGAAGAGGAGGAAGGAGUACAACGCUCAGGUGGCAGCUGCAGCUGCGAAGGCUCAGCAGAAGAAAAAUGAGAAGAAAAAGAAAAAUGGACAAGCAGCAGAUAAAAACGUUGCAGCAAAGCCAGCACCUAAACCAUGCCGCUCUCUCAUUGGUCUGGUGUUUAAGCUCCUCCUCCUGCUGAUGUUGGGCAUGGUAGGAAUCGUCGCUGCCUGUCAGCUCACCGACCUACAGAAGGAAGCCGUCUGCGUGCCGAUCAACGCCGCCGUCACUGACGGCGUAUCCUGGGUCAAAGUGCAGGAGGGUGUGGCCAGACAGCUGCUGCUGAACCUGUCGUCCGCCGUAAAAGAACUUGUUGAAUCUUCACAAACAACUAAGAACUGAUCCAGAGGAGCAUGCAGAAACGAGACUGAGCUCUCCCUCCUCCUGUCUGCAGGACAGGGAGGUGAGAGUUCUGCAGAAGGACAUGUACAGGGAGAGACGUGUUAUUCCCAUGGAAUGGUCUUCACUGUCUCACCAUCUUUGUACUACAGCUUCAUUUUUUAAAAGUGUGUCUCCACGGCCUCCAUCAGCAGCAUUUCACAUUUAGACCUGCAGGCAGCUGUUUUACAGGCACAUCGUCAGGAUGUAUUUGAUAUAAUAAUUCUGUAAAAUGUUGAGUCUGUUUGUGCUGCAUGAGUUAGAAACAUCUGCAGCAGAGGUCUGAGCAGGUCCUUCAUCACGACCCUACAAGUGAAACGUCACAGCUCAGAUCCUCCUGAGGCUCGAAGACACUGGUGAACUGUACCAUCUGACAAAUAAAAAUACAGGAAUCGAUUUUGCCAAAGAUGCAAAUUUAAUUUAGGAACGGUUUCAAUUUUAUUUGUAAACCAGGAAGAAGUUUUUAUGUUCACAGUUUAAAUAACAGAUACAGCUUUAGCUUUAUAUUUGUAUCACCAACUCUUAAAAAUGGUUUCUCAUGAAUAAUUCUAACAGGCAGGUUGAAAUUAAAUGUUUGUUGAUCGUGACAAAAUCUGCAACCAAUAAAUCAGGGUGAGGUCCCACAUCCAG